This is a messenger RNA of Triticum aestivum (bread wheat), 1379 nucleotides long. RefSeq lists its product as uncharacterized. The transcript has a single exon. Bases 674 to 1252 code for a protein of 192 amino acids. Lineage: Eukaryota; Viridiplantae; Streptophyta; Magnoliopsida; Poales; Poaceae. The record is from RefSeq and is a predicted model, not a curated record.
GAUUCAUUACGGUCUCACCUUCCAUGAAAAAAGGUAAAACGCUGCUUUUGAUAAGGUAAAAAAGAGUGGAAGAGACGAAUUGUCUAGUGGAGGCCCAUGUGGUAAACUUUAAUUAACCCCAUGCACAUGGCCACCCUCUUGUUAAACACAACCCAACCCUGCCUUACUUGUUGCCAUCCUAUAGAACCAUGGAUGGACCACGCCUUAAAUAUUUCUGUCAAGCAGCACUUAACAACUCUCUGACCAUGAUGCCAAGCCAACAGUUACCUCUUAAUAACUUAACCUACAGCUUCACAAAAGGACAUGGGGUGUGCACUGCAGCACUGGUAACAGUUCACCAGAAAGUUUCAGUUUUCUAAGCAUUAACUGUUGCAAUUACCUUUACGUCCAUCAGUCUCAGAUUAAAUAUUUGCGGCAUACGCGUCCUACAUGGUGAGCCCUACUCCUCCUCCCUCUCUGGUCUCCUUUUCCUCUUUGUGUCAAUUCACAAAUCCAUUUGGUAGACAAGCACACAACCUUUGCUUUCCCUGUGCAGGUUUGUUAUUGUAAAGGAAGCAGCAGCAAUUCCUUGUUCCAUGCUGUGCCUCAUCAUGGCUUCUUUCUUCUUUAGCAUCGCUGCAUCAUUUGGGCCACUAAAGCUCUUCCUGCCCUUGUGAUUGUGAGCAAGUUCUUGAUGCUUCCCAGAUCCCAAAUGGCCAUACAACUCACGCUUCUACUCAUUUCGUGUAGCCUUUACAGUAUGUAUUCCUCUUCUUCUUUCUCCACGUCCUCCUCUCUUGCAUUGCUGGUGCUGGUUAUCUCCACCUGCCUCUCCUUGCUCUUCUCGAACCUCAGACAACUGAUGAGAACCAGCAGCCACAAAACUUCCAUGGAGGUGGUUGCUCAUCAGGAGAAGAGCACUGUGCCACAAGAUGAGGUGUCCGAGGAUGCGCCGGUGGAUUCGGCUGGAAGCCUGUCAGGGUCGUCAGAUUGCCAGGUGAGUGAAGAGUGGACUGAUGAAGUCUCGGUGUCUGACGACGACGACGAGAGUCUUAUUGAGAUCUCCCUUGUUGAUGGGUACUAUGUGGGGCAAGAGGAGCAAUGCCUCUGGAAGAAGGAGCAAGACCUCCUCGUUGACUUCCUGCCGGAGUUCGUUCUCGACAGGAGGGACUUCAUAGACAUCUUGCCGGAGAUCGGUGAGGAGGAAAACAUGAUCGAGAUUGACAUUGCAAGGGGCUCCAUCAAGUGCGCAAACUUCAGCGUCAAAGCAUGAGCUUUGCAGAGGUUUGGUGAAGUUAAAAUCAUUGUAUGAAUUGCUCCGGAGCUUUCGUCGGGGCAAGGGAGUAGUAGUAGGUUGUACUACUGGACUACAUGUGGUUUAUUGCCUUGCCUUUUUUUCA